CUUGCCUAGUUUCCAACAGAGCUCACGACCUCUGAGGAUGCCUGUCAUAGGUGUGGGCGAAACGUCAGGAGAGAAUGCUUCUGGAGCAUGGCGACAGCAGCAACGCGGCGCUUUGCUGUCUCCGUGGGCGCGCCCCCUGGUGGCGGCGGGGGGCGUCCGCCUCGCCUUGCGCCUGGCCGGCUUCCCUCUGGCGCCCCCUGCCGCCCAGGCGCAGUCUCCCUCCUCCGCCCAGAAGAGCGGCGCUGCUGCCGCGGCUGCGGCUGGGAAGCGGGGUGGGGUUGGCCAGGCCGAGCCUCUUCCUGCCGCCGCGUCGCGCUCCCCUUCCCCUUCCUCCCGGGCGCCGGGCCUCCAUGGAUUUCCCUGGGCCAUGGCCGUGCCCACGGAGAGCCCUCCCGACGUGGCCUCGGCGUCCAGCUCCUCGCUCUUCCGCCUCCGGCACCUCCGCCUCGGGCUGCACCUCCGCCCCGAAGCCCGGGCUCUGGCCGGCUGCUUGGUGCUGGAGCUGUGCGCCAGGGAGGAAGGCGGCGGCGACGAGGAGGACGACGAGGAGGAGGAGGAGGAGGAGAGGACGAAGCCCGACCCGCUCCGGGCCCUGGUCCUGGACACUCACCCCGCCUUGAGGGUGGCCUCGGUGGGCUUCAGGCCUUCCCCGGUGGGCGAGAAGCGCUGCGGGUUCCUCUUCCCCUCCGCAGAGGCCCCCAAGGCGGACCCCAGCUCGCCCCCAGCCCCUUCCCACUCCCCAAGUCGGGGGGGCGCCAUGGGGGACCCGCACCCCCGUGGCACCCUCGAUGUGCUCUCCGCCUUGGCCUCAGGACCCUUGGCCGAGACCACCUCGAACUCCGACCCCUUGACCCCCCAAAGGGCGCUCUUGGACCCCCACGCCCAACAUUCCUCGCCGACCCUUUCUUCCACGCGCUCGGAUUGUCCGAGCUGCCCCUCCUCGGACCCCCGAUCCUUCCACGACCCCUGCAAGGCUGUGUCGGACCCCCAUUCUUCUUCUGGUCAAGCUUGCCCCUUGGGUGACCACCACACCACCUUGGCCUCUUCCUCCGACCACCCCAAUUGCCCCAAAUGCUCCUCUGGACUUUCCGAUGCCCACCAUGCCGCCUUGUCCUUCUCCGACCACCCCAGUUGUCCCAACUGCUCUUCAGGACCCUCCGAUGCCCACCACGUCGCCUUGUCCUCCUCCAACCACCCCAGUUGUCCCGACUUCUCAGGGCCCUCCGAUGCCCACCACACCGCCUUGUUCUCCUCCUCCGCCCACCCCAGUUGUCCCAACUUCUCCUCAGGACCCUCCAAUGCCCACCACGUCGCCCUGUCCUCCUCUGCUCACCCCAGUUGCCCCAACUUCUCCUCGGGACCCUCUGAUGCCCACCACACCGCCUUGGCCUCCUCCUCUGCCCACAACAACUGUCCCGACUGUCUUCACGACGACAACCCCGCCGUAGACCUCAAGGCCUUCCCGUUCUCGGAUUGCUCCCUCUUCUCCGAGGCGCCCCCUCCGCCCGUGCCCACCUUCCCGGACCCCCCGGCGCUGUCCUCCUCCCCGCCUCCUCGCCCGCUCUUCUUCAGGGUGGACCCCUUCACCGACUACGGCUCGGCGCUCACCAUCUCGUUGCCUUCUUCACUGGAGCCGCACCAGCCCUUCCAGGUCAUCAUACGCUACACCACCAUCGAUGCGCCAGCUAUCUGGUGGCUGGAUCCUGAGCUGACGUACGGGAACUCUAAGCCCUUUGUCUUCACCCAAGGCCAUUCCGUGUGCAACCGCUCCUUCUUCCCCUGCUUUGACACACCGGCGGUCAAAUGCACCUACUCUGCUAUCGUCAAGGCUCCUGCAGGUAUGCAGGUUUUGAUGAGUGCUACCCAAAGUUCCUAUGAAGAACAAGAAGGCAUAUACCAAUUCUAUAUGGAAUACCCAAUCCCUGCUUAUCUGGUGGCACUGGUGGCAGGGGACCUUGUGCCUGCAGACAUUGGUCCUAGGAGCAAAGUGUGGGCAGAGCCGUGCCUCCUGUCAACAGCAAUUGGCAAACUCUCUGGAAGAGUUGAACGCUGGCUCAAUGCAGCAGAAAGCCUCUAUGGCCCUUACAUCUGGGGCAGGUACGACAUCGUUUUCCUUCCCCCCUCGUUCCCGAUGGUCGCCAUGGAGAACCCAUGCCUGACCUUCAUUAUCUCUUCCAUCCUGGAGAGCGAUGAGUUCCUCAUCAUUGACGUCAUCCACGAAGUGGCCCACAGCUGGUUUGGCAACGCGGUCACCAACGCCACCUGGGAGGAGAUGUGGCUGAGCGAGGGGCUGGCCACUUACGCUCAGCGCCGGAUCACCACUGAGACAUAUGGUGCUGCUUUUACCUGCCUAGAGACUGCCUUCCGCCUUGAUGCCCUCCACAGACAAAUGAAGCUCCUUGGUGAGGACAACCCUGUUAGCAAACUUCAGGUUAAGCUGGAGCCAGGUGUGAAUCCUAGCAAUCUGAUGAACCUCUUCACGUAUGAGAAAGGUUACUGCUUUGUUUACUACCUGUCUCAGCUCUGCGGAGACCCAAUGCGCUUUGAUGCCUUCCUCCGAGCCUAUAUCGAGAAGUACAAGUUCACGAGCGUUGUGGCCCAGGACCUCUUGGAUUCUUUCCUGGCUUACUUCCCAGAACUGAAAGAACAAUGCAUUGAUAGCAAAACAGGGCUCGAGUUCGAACGUUGGCUCAAUGCAACAGGCCCUCCUUUAAUCGAACCAGACUUAUCUCAGGGAUCCAGUCUGACCAGCCCCGUGGAGACCCUCUUCAGCCUCUGGACCACGGAGCCUCUGGAUGCGGUGUCUGCGGCAAACAGUGUCAACAUUACCGAGUGGCAGACGUUCCAGACAGUGCUUUUCCUGGACAGGCUUCUGGAUGGGUCACCGCUGCCUCACGAGGUGAUAUCAAAGCUCUCCGAAUGCUAUUCGGCCCACCUGGACAGCAUGAACGCAGAGAUUCGCAUCCGCUGGCUGCAGAUCAUUGUCCGCAACGACUACUACCCUGACCUUCACAAAGUCCGGCGCUUCUUGGAAAACCAGAUGUCCCGGAUGUACACGAUCCCAUUGUACGAGGACCUCUGCACUGGCACCUUGAAGUCCUUUGCCUUAGAAGUUUUCUAUCAGACCCAGAACCAGCUGCACCCCAACUUGCGGAAAACCAUCCAGCAGAUCUUGACGCAGGGCUUGAACCCGCUCCUUGCCAUGGACACGACGGCGGUUACCGCAGAGGCCCUGGCGGCUGGGUACGAGGACAGGUCCCCGGAAGCCGUGCACAGUGCCAUGUCUCUCAGGGAUGUCAACGUGUCUGCUUAGCGCACCAGCUCAUGCCGGGCAUUUGAAGCUGGAAGGCAGGCAGGCGGAAAGGAAGGAGGCCAUAUGAAGAAAGCACUGCUCCCCCUUCGUGCCACAGCUGCCACGGCGGGAGGACCGGAUUCCACGAUCUCCGCUCCCGCCUCCAGCCCCACCCCAGACGUGCCUUCAGGUGCCUGACGUAUUGGCACAGCCAGAUAUCAGGGAUAUAUCUCCUUUAAGCUGCAAGCGGGAGCUGUUUUGGGAUGGAUCUUCUUACUUGAUGUAUCAUGAAUGUGAAUUCCAGGGUCUCCGUUGCAAGCAGGAAAAAAAAGAAUAACAGUUUUGUUUCAGGCAUCGCUUGACCUCCAGGCCGAGAGAGAAAGAGAAAGUCGCCUCCGGGUGCAUGUUGUUGUCGAGUUAGUAAGGAGAAGAGAUGAUCGGGAUCAUGGACAUUUGAAAGUCAGGCAGGGAUUCGCAAAGAAGAUGGUCUUUUAAAAAAAUUGAAAGAAAAAUGACAAUGGGAGGAAACUAUUCCCCUUUGUGCUCUUUACUGUGCGAUUCAGGAAUUGGAGGAUCUGGAGGAAUCAAGAACUUCUUUUGAGUUUUAGGUGUCAAAGGUUGGGAGACUUGGGCAGGGAUCCAACAGCCUCCUGCCUUUCCGUUCUGCCUGGCCUUUCUCUUUUGUGAGAUGAUUAAUAUGCAAACAUUGAUCAAUUGCAUUAAUUUUAGGGGAAUUUUUCUCCAGCGCUGUUGCAAAUCUUAAGCCUCAGCCUUCAUCCGUGUCUGUGAUGUGGCUCUGAAAACAGGUGGAGAGAUACGUGACCUUGUUUCUUUCAAAUCUAUACAUGGGCUGCAUCAGAACCCAUCCACCCAUAUACAUUUUGGGGUGUGCUGUUGUUCAAUGUGUGCACAAUGUACAAAAGGCCAGCGCGAGAUCAUGUCCUGGUGGAUGCACUGGGACCAAAGAUCAUGCUGAAUGAGUUCCCAGUGUUGGGUGCAACACUAAAUUACAUUAAUUUUUUCAUUUAGAAAUGUCUGCUUGAGGCCCAGGAAAGCUUGUGUCUUACCAAAGACAUUUUUGGCAAGCCUUUCUCCACAUGAUAACAUGACUGUUGGAUCUUAGAGGCAGCUUCUUCCAAGCCAAAUGUGGGGUCAAAGCUAUGUUGCUUUUUUUUAAAACCCACACUGCUGUUCACCAAAACCUUACUGAUUCUUAGGCAGGCAGGCAGACACAAACAAAACUCACUAUGCAAUGUCUUUCUCAUACAGAGGAGUUAACUUAGUUCGUAUCCAUCAGAAAAGAGUGGAGAGUUAGCCCUGCACCGGUCAGCUGAGCAACAUGAUAGAGGCUCAGAUUUUCAUGAUGUGGGAAUGGCUGGGUUUUUAAUUUUUCAUUGGAAAGGGAAGUUUGGGAUAAUAAUCAGAGCCGAUGAUUGAACAAAAUAGGAGCCUUUUUUAAACAACCAGGAGAGUGCUGGAUAUAUUCAACACCUUCGAAGGGCAUGGACCAUGUGGGAACACGGAUUAGUUUACAUCCUUUUGACCUUCGGGAGAUGUGUGCGCCGGAGGGCUGCUUUACUCUUUAUGGUAGAUGGGUAGACGAAUGCAUGCAGCAGUAAUCUGUGAAUUGAAGAGUCUUUUACCCUAGUAGUGCCCUUAGUGGCUUGGCACCAACGAAUAUCUCCAUGGCAUGUGUCCGUUGCAUAAUCGGACGCAUGCAAUUCUGCUGCCAUGGCUUUUACUCGACUGCUGCUCCCGGCAUAUGUGGACGUUGCUUGUCAUUCUUGUCACCUUCGUAUUGAAGAACUACUUUGGGUGGUGUUACCCAAAGUUGGUGGAGAGCAGUCAUGUCAUGACAUGGUUGGCAGGGAUGGAGAACCGAAGGCUGAGGUCCACCUUUUAAAAAGCCGUUUACAACCCCGCGCGAGAGGAGCUACUUGCCAUUAACCUUAUUUCUCCCCAUCCCCUUGUUGUUGAUUAUUUAUUUUUGUUGUGUGUAUGUUUGCCAACAUCAGAUAAAAAAAUAAUGGGAUUAAAGCAAUAAAGAAACAGGGACUCUGAAAGAUGCUUCAUAGGUUGUGAAAUACUUUGCAAUUUCAGGAAACUUUCUUUUCACUUCCACAGAGAUUCACUUGACCUAAAGAGCAGGGCAUAUGGUGGGGAAUCUUCCCCGUCUCAAAAGCAUAUAUAUAUAUAUAUAUAUAUAUCUCACAGAAUUACCUCCCACUUGUAAGAUGCCAAACAGUUGGCCGUUCCUGGUACGCAGCACCACACUUCCAGCCGGCAAAGACCAGCAGCCACUACGUUUGCCCUCCUGCUGCCUUAGGCCUCCCGUUUUUACUCUGUUUUAAUUUUUUUUUCCGGGAGAAUGUAUGUAACCUUGAUGGAACUUCCUUUUACAUGUACAUUGAUGCCUUACAAUAACAUCACUGAUAAUUUGUCGAAUUAAACUAAACUCUGUGACUUUCAAA
Molecule: messenger RNA, 5763 nt
Organism: Anolis carolinensis (green anole)
Lineage: Eukaryota; Metazoa; Chordata; Lepidosauria; Squamata; Anolidae
Gene: rnpepl1
Product: arginyl aminopeptidase like 1
Exons: 11
Coding region: 38-3313 (1091 amino acids)
Biological process (GO): proteolysis
Molecular function (GO): zinc ion binding; metalloaminopeptidase activity
Source: RefSeq, a predicted model, not a curated record